Molecule: messenger RNA, 918 nt
Organism: Kalmanozyma brasiliensis GHG001
Lineage: Eukaryota; Fungi; Basidiomycota; Ustilaginomycetes; Ustilaginales
Exons: 1
Coding region: 1-918 (305 amino acids)
Source: RefSeq, a predicted model, not a curated record
AUGUCGGCUCCCAUCCGAACCUUGCAAAGAGGCGCAACUCGCGCCGUGACCAAGAGCAGCGCUGCUCGCGGUUCUAGAAGCGGCUCUGCAUCCUCCUCGGCCAAGCCGAUCGCAUCGUCGUCUUCCUACUCGGCGAGGUCCGACAGGCAUGACAAAUUGAAAAGGAGCAAGAAGGACGGCAUCCUUCGCAAGGCCGUUGAAAUGUAUCAUCUCACUCCCUCAUUCCUUCCGAGCCCACAGCAAGCAUCUCUAACCACCUCGGCUGGCAAGAAGAACACCAACACCUCCUCGGCGUGGGAAUCUGCGCUCGACAACACAAUUUACUCCUCCAUCCUCAACACCGACUCGGUCUCUCGCCGCUCGCCAAACCUGGUACCAAGAGGCUUGUCCGAGUAUUCCCGCGAGCAGUCGGUGCGUGCCGCCUCCGUGUCUUCUUUCGGCAACUCGGAAGAGAUGGCCUCCAGCCGCAGCAAGGACUACGGUUCGUUCGCCUCAGACCUCACCAGCACCACCUUCCUCACACGCAGGGAACGCGAAGCAGCUGCAGCAGAUCAACAGUCACAGCUGUCCAAGGACUCUUCCUCUUUGCAGAGCUCCGGAAGCGGUCUUGAGCAUUUCACCGACGCCGACAUUGCCAUGUACCAGAGGAGGCACAACCAUGCAGCCGGCGCUGGCGCCUCUCACGGCCUCGACAGCAGCCGAUACUCUGGCGCCGAGAGGCUGACGCACCUCGAUCGCAUUACGCCCGGUGGAAACGAAUGGUACCGAAGUCAAGGCCUCGACACACGUAGCGCUCGAGUUCGCGACGCCAUCUUUGGCACCAUCAACGGUGAACUGCCCGGUCUCGAGGUUGUCCGCGAGAGGAUCGCAAAGAUGAGGCGUGGGAACCCAGCUAAACGUCGCGCCGCCAAGCAAUGA